This is a messenger RNA of Botrytis porri, 555 nucleotides long. RefSeq lists its product as uncharacterized. NCBI's taxonomy places the organism in Eukaryota, Fungi, Ascomycota, Leotiomycetes, Helotiales, Sclerotiniaceae. The transcript has a single exon. Bases 1 to 555 code for a protein of 184 amino acids. The record is from RefSeq and is a predicted model, not a curated record.
AUGCCACCAAAAUCCUGCACAAUGUUAACCCUCCUCAUGUCGCUAUUUUCCCUACUCUCCCUCACCACAAGCCACACCCUCACAUUCCAAAAUCUCUUCUCCUCUCCACGUCUCAUAAUUUUCACACCCAACAGCGACAGCUAUUCCAUCCCGCCCCAAACAGUAGCGCCAUCUCAACUCCUUUCCCUCUCCGUCCCUGACUGGAGCGGCAAUUUCAAAGCCGUAGAUCCUGAUCUCUACGACAUAGAACAUCCAGGACUGGAAAAAUACAUUCUGGGAGAAGUAUGUUUUGGAUGUUGGCAAGAUAUCACGUUUUUUUAUGUCAGUGCGAUUUGGAAUUGUUGUGAUAAUGAGGGGGUGCAUUGGAUGUGGGGGUAUGAUGAUGAUAGGAAUAGGACUGGGGAGGGAGAGUAUGAGCCAACUAGAGAGGAUGCCAUUGAGGGGGAUAUAUCUGGAUGUGAGAGGUUUCCGUGUGAGGAGGUUUAUAAUGAGAGUGAUGAUGUGCAGACGAAGACGACGACGAAACAUGCGAUUUGGGUUGUUUUGGGCCCGUAA